GGAGGAGUCCGGGCUGCGGCGGCGGCCGCGUCACAGCAGUGCUCCCGCUGCCCCGCGGCUCAGACCCGGCCCGAGUGCCGCCGAGGACGCGGACCGGGACCCGCACGGAAACAGGGGCUGCGCCGGAGGUUCCUCUCGCGGGCCGGGGCUGCGCGACCAUGGCGGACAAGGAGGCCGGCGGCGGCGACUCGGGGCCCCGAGAAACAGCCCCCACGUCUGCAUAUUCAUCUCCGGCCCGGAGUCUGGGGGAUACGGGAAUAACGCCAUUGUCCCCUUCCCAUAUCGUGAAUGACGCUGACCCGAAUGUCUCGGAGCAGCAGACCUUUCUCGUGGUGGUGGCCGUUGACUUUGGAACCACAUCCAGUGGCUAUGCCUACAGCUUCACCAAGGAGCCAGAAUGUAUCCACGUGAUGAGGCGAUGGGAAGGAGGCGACCCUGGGGUGUCCAACCAGAAGACCCCGACCACCAUCUUGUUGACUCCCGAGAGGAAAUUCCACAGCUUUGGAUAUGCCGCCAGGGACUUUUACCAUGACCUGGAUCCCAACGAGGCCAAGCAGUGGCUGUACCUGGAGAAGUUCAAGAUGAAGUUGCAUACCACUGGGGACCUCACCAUGGAUACAGACUUAACGGCAGCAAACGGCAAGAAAGUCAAAGCCCUUGAAAUCUUCGCUUACGCCCUACAGUACUUCAAGGAGCAGGCGCUGAAGGAGCUGAGUGACCAAGCGGGAUCGGAGUUUGAGAACUCUGACGUCAGAUGGGUCAUCACAGUGCCCGCCAUUUGGAAACAGCCCGCCAAGCAGUUCAUGAGACAAGCUGCCUAUCAGGCAGGCCUGGCCUCCCCGGACAACUCGGAGCAGCUCAUCAUUGCCUUGGAGCCCGAGGCGGCCUCCAUCUACUGCCGGAAGCUGCGGCUGCACCAGAUGAUCGAGCUGAGCAGCAAGGCCGCGGUCAACGGGUACAGCUCCAGUGACACAGUGGGAGCUGGGUUUGCACAGGCUAAGGAGCACAUACGGCGUAAUCGGCAGAGUCGGACCUUUUUGGUGGAGAAUGUCAUAGGAGAGAUCUGGUCCGAGCUGGAGGAAGGUGACAAGUACGUGGUUGUGGACAGUGGCGGUGGCACCGUCGACCUGACUGUCCAUCAGAUACGGCUACCGGAGGGACACCUUAAAGAACUGUAUAAAGCAACAGGUGGACCCUACGGAUCCUUAGGAGUAGAUUAUGAAUUUGAAAAACUUCUGUGUAAAAUAUUUGGAGAGGAUUUUAUCGAACAAUUCAAAAUCAAGCGUCCCGCGGCCUGGGUUGACUUAAUGAUUGCAUUUGAGUCUCGUAAGAGGGCGGCUGCCCCAGACCGAACUAACCCACUGAACAUCACCCUGCCCUUCUCCUUCAUCGACUACUACAAGAAGUUCCGUGGCCACAGCGUGGAGCACGCCUUGAGGAAGAGCAACGUGGAUUUUGUGAAGUGGUCCUCGCAGGGGAUGCUGAGGAUGAGUCCGGAUGCCAUGAAUGCCCUUUUCAAGCCAACCAUUGACAGCAUCAUUGAGCAUCUCCGGGACCUGUUUCAGAAGCCCGAAGUGUCCACGGUCAAGUUCCUCUUCCUGGUGGGAGGCUUUGCGGAGGCGCCCCUGCUGCAGCAGGCGGUGCAGGCUGCCUUCGGGGACAAGUGUCGCAUCAUCAUCCCCCAGGACGUAGGCCUCACCAUCCUCAAGGGCGCCGUCCUCUUUGGCCUGGACCCCACCGUCAUCAAGGUGCGUCGGUCGCCCCUCACCUACGGGGUGGGCGUGCUGAACCGCUACGUGGAAGGCAAGCACCCCCCCGAGAAGCUGCUGGUGAAGGACGGCACUCGCUGGUGCACUGAUGUCUUCGACAAGUUCAUCUCGGCCGACCAGUCGGUGGCCCUGGGGGAGCUCGUCAAGCGUAGCUACACCCCGGCCAAGCCUUCCCAGCUGGUCAUCGUCAUCAACAUCUAUAGCUCCGAGCACGACGACGUGAGCUUCAUCACCGACCCGGGGGUAAAGAAGUGCGGUACCCUCCGCCUGGAUCUCACAGGGACCGGCGGCACAGCCGUGCCCCCCCGGAGGGAGAUCCAGACCCUCAUGCAGUUCGGGGACACAGAGAUCAAGGCCACAGCCAUUGAUAUAGCCACCUCGAAGAGCGUCAAGGUUGGGAUUGACUUCUUAAAUUACUAACGGGCCCUCCCGCCGCCUGCCCCGCCCUUGGACCCGGCUCACCUGCAUCUGCUGACCUCAACCCUGACUGUUCUUUCCCUGUCCUUGACCCUCAGCAUCGCCCACCUGGAUUUCAGCAGGGAAGAUGGGACCCACCGGGGCUGGAAAUAAUCAGGGGUUUUGGAGGGCACACUGGAGUCAGAACAACUGUCGGAAAUCGAGACUGAGGUUUGGGAAUAAGAAAUCUGAGGAUCCUGGGAGAGCAGCUCGUUUUUAUAGGUACAAAGUGGUGAAACCCACACCCACCAAGGGAAUCGGUCCACUUCUGCAGCUGUGACUCAGCUUGCUUUGAACGCAUCUCCGGUAAGCAGGACUCAGGAUGCCUUGUCGCUGUCUUUCUAGGUUGGACGUGAGAUCUCUGUGUCAGGAGGAGAUUCUUCAUCUAUUCGAGACUUUUCUUUGUACGUUUCUUGGGGGAUGGCAGUCAAUAUAAAAUGCCACCCAUCUGCAGUUAAUUUCUUGUCAUCACCAUGUGAUUGAAUGUGGUGAUUCAGCAGGAGCUUGGAGCAUUUUUAGCUGGUAGGAGAAGACUGCCCACGCGGGGCACUAUUUUAGGUUCUCGUAAUUUGAAUUCUGAAUAGGUUCAGUGAGGAGUAAUGAUAGCCAGCUAAUAGGCUAGGAUUUGAGCGAGUGGGAGGACAGACACCUUAACUUUUCAGCAGGUGAAGACUUGCUUUAAGGGAAAUGGACAUUAAGGCACUGCUGACUUCUCCUGAGUCAUAUGCUGCGACAUCGUUCCCCGGAUGCCAGAUCCUGACUCCUGGGUUCAUAAGUGAUUUGAGUUAACCUUAGUAGACUUCAGGUGUCAGGAAAGGAGCCUGCAGUCUGCGUUGUUCACAUCAGCAAGCCCAGGAUCUGGAACGGCUGCACACCUCGACAAGCGUACAUGUUUUAAACUAACUCCCUCCUCGCCGUCAUCUCCCAGAGCGUUUCAGCCACGUAGUCCCACAUUUCAGGAGGAAUACACUCGUGAUACAUGGGUAGAGAAUCUGCAUUAUGAAACGUUUCCCUGGAAUCUUCAGUUUUUUUUAAGUGUAUCUACAAGGAAUUCCUAGAUCUGUCCUUGAUGAAUUCAGUCAGGUCUUUUUCAAAGCAGAUUGACCUGUGAAUCGCCCUCGUGCCUGGCCGCUUCUUAAAAGUGGGUUCCUGGAGCCUGUUCCUUUUACAAAUGGAAGCUGGGUCUUGAGGAGGGGGACCAGCGCCUGCGUUUUCAGUGGAUGCCACGGGGACUGUGGUUCCAUGGGAGUCCGGGAACUCCUGACUUUAGGUUUUGUUGCAAGCUGAAAUCCUGACCACCAGCACCUGCAGUCUUCCAGUCUGGGGCUCCCUGACAGACAGACAAGUGAAGAAUUGGGGUCUCACACUUUGCCCUUUGUGAGCGAGGCGGGGGCUCCACCUGGCUUGGGGGUGGCGCUCUUGGCGCUCACAAGAAGGGCCUGCGAGGGAAGAAUGUUGGAAGGAAGGCACCCUGCGAAUGGCCCGAGGGACCCACUGGCUUGUCUGCUGGGACUCAUUCUGAUCUUAAAUCACCGGAGGCAUGCAUAACGAAUGAACGGAAGAUGAGCUAAGGAACUAACUUUGAAUGCAAGCUGGAUUCACCCACCUAUUCCAUCGCCAAUAUGCAGAUUUGACGCCGCUUUUCCAAUGUCAUUUGAACACGUCUUCUUGUUCACGUGGCCUGCUGCAGAAUUCCCUGCUCGAAUGUGAAACUCGAACAAAGCACCGAACUGGAGAACGCUGGUCACAUAACUUAGUAGCGGGAUCUCGUGUCCAGGCAUCAAGGAGUGUUUGCUAGGCUUCUCUUCUGCCUGCUCUGCUUCAAAAGCUAAAUGUUCUGGGUCUUUCUUUGAUGUUGCCAGCCAUACUCUACAAAUAAGACUUUUUGAUUUAGUUAUAAGUAAUAUAAUUUUAUGUACAUACAAUAUUAGAAUAUUGUACAGAAUCUUUAUUUCUACAAUGUGCUUUUCUUGUCAAAAAAAAAAAAAGGAAAAUGCUCUUUGAAUUUUAUUGAUGACAUUGCUGCCUUUUCAUUUCCAUGGCUUUAUUUUUUAAUUGCGCUUACUUAUCGAUCUGUACUGAUACUAAGCUAUGGACCGUGUAUGCAACGCCAAGCAAUAGUCACAGGUGCCAAGGGUCAGAAUACUCUGGAAAAAGGGACAACGGCUGGAUCAACAGCUUCGUCAGACCUUGCCUCACUUACAUCCUUCCCAAAGGCUCAUAGUUUAUGUUUAAAGGAGCAUAAUAAUGUAUCGAUGCUCCUGUCCGGUCUUUGAGAGCUGGACAUUCUGGUUCUAUAAGCAACAGGACUGUGCAGAAAAACCAACGAAAUCUCUCUGCGUCCCCGCAGGGCUUAUCGGCUUCUUGUGGGGCAGGGCGGUCACCCUGAGGGCAAAGUGGGGUCCGUGUGCAGCACCGUCAGGAUGACAGGGUUACACGCAAGGAAUCGAGUGGUGCACAAAUCCAGCCUUUCUGCUGGAUUAAGUGUGAAAGUAAUUUAGUCGAGUCUUCCUUUUUGGCCACUGUAAGGCUUUCCCACCUUUGCAUCAGGCAUGUCUCCUUGUCUAUGAUUUCUCUUUAGUGAGUUGGUUGAAAUUUGCACUCUUGGCAAAUAGGUGAUGGAGAGGGGGGUGAUAACUUUCCUGGACUUUCUUCUGGCCCCAGUAGUUGACCUGAUUAAAGGGAAUCCCCAAAUCCAUCCCCCCUCUCCCUCCCGCCCGUGGAAUGACAUAUUCUAGAAUAAGAACACUGGAUGAAUACGCUUCGACACGUUUUCUAAUCUCAGAGAGUUUCUAAAAGGCCUGUUGUCAUGACCGUCACUCAGAUGUCCCUGUCCCUGGUAUCUGAUCAUGUUUUGGAAGCAAAACUGUCAGAGAUUUCCUUUAUAACUGCCCUUUCUGUACACAGCAGGCAUUAAUAAAUGCUGAAUGACAGACAAGUGACAGACAUAGAAGAUAGGCAAGACAGGAGACAUACAGGCACUUUUGCAGAGUGAUGACUGAGACUGAGUCCAGAUUACAGAGCCUGCCCUACCCCUAGGAUGUUAUUUAGAUCAAGUUUAGCUUCUAGAGUCUAGGUCUGGUUAAUUGCCAGGGUGGCAAAGAAUCGCAUGCCUCAAUAUAAACGGGAGUCAAAAUGCAUAAUUAGUUGAAGAUCGAAUUUCACAGUUGUAGAGAUGACGUCGCUGUGGUCAAGCUGCAUAUUUAUGCUGGGAAAUGACUUAAGUGGAUGACUAGUAUAAACGUCGUUGUCUGUUAGGUCACAUCUCUCAUCUGCUUGGACUAUGGAAUUUCAUUCUAAAAUAUCAGCCACCGGGGUCUCAUUCAUUCACUACAGGAUAAAUUCACACUCCACAGAACUUGCAGCUGUUCAAACUUGACGAGAUUGUACCUGCAAACUCUGUCUUCACGGAUGUCUAAUAAAGCCAAACUCUGGA
Neofelis nebulosa (Clouded leopard) is the source of this 5661-nucleotide messenger RNA. RefSeq names its product heat shock protein family A (Hsp70) member 12A (gene HSPA12A). The record is from RefSeq and is a predicted model, not a curated record. Bases 159 to 2189 code for a protein of 676 amino acids. NCBI's taxonomy places the organism in Eukaryota, Metazoa, Chordata, Mammalia, Carnivora, Felidae. The transcript is spliced from 12 exons.